This is a messenger RNA of Dalotia coriaria, 2994 nucleotides long. RefSeq names its product extended synaptotagmin-like protein 2 (gene Esyt2). The transcript is spliced from 18 exons. Gene Ontology annotation, molecular function: phosphatidylethanolamine binding; phosphatidylcholine binding; calcium-dependent phospholipid binding. Gene Ontology annotation, biological process: lipid transport. Lineage: Eukaryota; Metazoa; Arthropoda; Insecta; Coleoptera; Staphylinidae. Bases 341 to 2737 code for a protein of 798 amino acids. The record is from RefSeq and is a predicted model, not a curated record. Gene Ontology annotation, cellular component: extrinsic component of cytoplasmic side of plasma membrane; endoplasmic reticulum membrane.
GUGCGCAGUGCGCGCACCCCACACGAGUUCUCCUUGUUCCCUGCAUUCCGCCACAUUCCUUUAGUUUAGUCUCGGCCUGUGCGCUUGCAGCACGUAAUCGAGCUUCUCGCUGAGCGCGAACUUGUUUUGGUGAUCAGUGAUGUGUUUUGACGAAAAUAAAUCGUGACAUCAUCUGAUUCAUUUGUUGCUAGAAUGUUUAUCGGUGUUUGAGCAGGUGUGGUCUAUCGAGAGCCGGGUACACUCAUUGAUUAACGCACAGCUUCAACGCUCAUUAUUGUUUUCCACAGAUUUGCGUUCAGUUGUAUUUUCAGUUUGGAUCAUCUGCAUCUUGCACACGACCAUGAAUUCCAACAAGGAAAGUCAAGACACUAUGACUGUGCAAAGUAAGGAAGAAGAAAAAGAUGUUCACAUCCAUGCUGCUGGCAGUUCCACCACUGAACUUUUAUUCAGUGCUAUUAAAAAGGUUGCCUUGGUUGGGACAGUUUAUUUAUGUGGUUACAUGAAUUGGUCUGUUGCCUGGUUGAUUGGUCCAGUUGUACUCCUUGUAUUAAGAGAUCAGUGGCGUCGUGAUGGGAAGAUUAAGAGAGACAUGGCUAAAGCUGUUGCUACCUCUAAUGAAAAAGAGGUCAUUCUGGCAAGAAUCAAUGACUUGCCUGCUUGGGUUUUCUUUCCAGACAUUGAGAGGACUGAAUGGUUGAAUAGGAUCAUAAAACAGUGUUGGCCAAAUGUAAAUUCGUAUGUGAAAGCAUUAAUAACACAGUCGAUCGAACCAGCGUUGCGCAAAAGCUUGGAGGGGUACAAGCUUAACGGAUUUAAGUUCGAACGCAUCAUUCUGGGAGAUAUUCCGUUUCGUAUUGGAGGUGUCAAGGUAUACGAGAAACACAUUGCUCGUAAUGAAAUUAUAAUGGAUUUGGAUAUUUACUAUGCUGGUAAUUGUGAUAUAAACUUUAUUCUCUCAGGAAUGAAAGGUGGAAUUAGGGAUUUCCAGUUACACGGAAUGCUCCGUGUGGUAAUGAAACCUUUGAUUACAUCGAUUCCUCUAAUUGGCGGACUGCAAGUGUUCUUCUUAAAUAACCCGUCCAUUGACUUUAACUUAGUCGGUGUAAUUGAUGUUCUUGACAUGCCUGGCAUUAGUGAUAUUUUACGAAGAAUUGUAGUAGAACAAGUCGCUGCAAUGAUGGUAUUACCGAACAAAUUCCCAAUCAAACUUAGCGAUGCUAUCGAAGUCAUUGACUUGAAGCGGCCUGAACCGGAAGGAGUGCUACGUGUUCAUGUCAUAGAAGCUAAAAACCUUAUGAAAAAGGACAUUGGCUUGCUUGGCAAGGGCAAGUCAGAUCCGUACGCAGUACUUACGGUUGGCGCACAGGAAUUCCGCACACAGACAAUUUUAAAUACUGUGGACCCGAAGUGGGAUCAUUGGUGCGAGUUCGUUGUGGAUAUCGCUUCCGGAAUGAAACUGCAAAUGCAGUUGUUUGACUAUGACAAUGGUCCAAACGACGACAAACUGGGAAGAGCCACAAUCGAAGUUGCUAAUAUUGCGUCAAAGGGACGUGAAGACACAUGGAUUACAUUGGAGCAAGCAACAAAGGGACUUGUACAUUUGCGUUUGUACUGGAUGUCAUUGAGUGCGGAUUACACAGAUCUCAAGGCGGCUUUGGCUGAAACACAAAUGUUGCGUGUUACUGCAAUGCACACGGCUAUUCUUUGCCUCUACGUCGAUUCCGCUAAAAUGUUGCCACAACCUAGAUCUUCAACGAAGCCAGAUCCGUAUUUGAUGAUUACACUAGGCAAGAAUACGCAGCAAACGGGCGUUAUAAUGCGCACUACAGACCCCGUAUGGGAGCAAGGAUUUACGUUUAUGGUCGCUAAUCCAGAAUCAGACUCGAUGUAUUUUAAAGUCAUGGAUCAAAAGACGGGUAAUGAGAUGGGCGAAUUGGUAUACCAAUUGACGACACUUUCGAAGAAGGUCAAUCUAACCGUACCACAACAACCUUUUGGGUUGAAGAAAGGUGGUCCUGAGAGCAAGCUUGUCAUGUCAUUGCAUAUGCGGAUUCUUAAGAGUCCUGAUGUUGAAGAAGAAGAUACAUUUGCUUUAAAUCGACAAGGCUCCACUAAAUCAUCAACUGCUUCAGUACCCCCAAGCCCUGCUAAAGUAUCAGUUUCACGUGAACCAUCUGAAAGUAGUGUGAGUGGAUCGACACAACCUUUGCUGUCAAAUACCGCCGAAGAGACGGCGGAAGAAGUUUUUGAACAAAGCAGAGGACCAAAUUUGUCUUCUUCGCCUGAAGAAAUGUCUUUAUUGCAUCGUACUCCUAGUGCGACUUCUUCCGCUGGUGGUCAUGGACUGGGAAGAAUUCAAAUGACAUUGCGCUACAGCGUACAAAGACAACGUUUAAUUGUUGUGGUGCACAAAGUUGCUAACAUACCACUGAAGGAUCCUUCAAGUAUUCCUGAUCCAUAUGUGAAGUUGUAUUUGUUACCCGAACGCUCCAAAGAAUCCAAACGUAAAACAAACGUUAUUAAGGAUAAUUGCAAUCCGAUAUUCGACGAAACAUUCGAGUACCUAAUUUCCCAAGCUGAGCUAGCAAGUCUUCAGCUGGAAGUGACUAUCUGCACCCAAAAGCAGUUGUUCUACUCAAGCAGUAAUGUUUUGGGCCAGGUUAUUGUCGACCUAAGCGAGCAUAGCUUGACACAGCCGCUCAAUGCUUGGUUUGAUUUGCAACCAGAAAAGGAUUAAAAUUAAAAGAAGUGCUCUAUUUAAUUAUUUUCAUAUUCAAAUUUUAUCUUAUCCUAUCGAUCAUGCAUUUACAAAUAUGCAUUAUUGAUGCAGCGCUUAAUUAAAUGUUGAUACUACAUAUUUCAAUAUUAUGACGAUGUUAAUUGUGGUGUUCAUUAAUUAUAUUCUAAGCCUAAUAUGAAAGUGUUUAACACAAAGUUUUAUUAUCGAUUUUGUCUUUUUGACUUGACAUAAAUAUAAAAAUUAUGAUUGGGAAA